AUGGAAGUAGCGGCUUCUUCUCCCCGCGACUUACCGCGGCCUUCGGCUCCAGCAGCGGAAUCAGACUUGAAUGUGAAACCUAGAGAAGGUGAUCAGGCGGAAUCCUCCAAUAAAUCGGUGUCUUCGGAGGAAACAGAAAAAGGAAAUAUUAAAAAUGAAAUGAAAGCUGCUGAAAGUGCGGCGUUUCAACAACAAGUGCAAAAGCCGGUCUCUGCACAAGGCACGGCGAAUGAAACCAAAGGGAAAAGCGCCGUAGCAUCACCUGUAGCAGAUACAGCUGCUGCUGCAGCACCUCCUGCAGCACAAACAGCUGCUGCAGCAUCACCACCUGCAGCACCAACACCUGCUGCAGCAUCACAACCUGCAGCACCAACACCUGCUGUAGCACCACAACCUGCAGCACCAACACCUGCUGUAGCACCACAACCUGAAGCACCAACACCUGCUGCAACGCCACCACCUGCAGCAUUAACACCUGCUGCGGCAUCACCACCUGCAGCGCCACCACCUGCUGUAGCACCGCCACCUGCAGAACCACCACCUGCUGCAGCACCACCACCUGUAGCAGCAACACCUGCUGCAGCACCACCACCUGUAGCACAAACAGCUGCUGCUGCACCGCCACGUGUAGCAGGAGCAGCAGACUACAGCAGACGAAUUGCUGCAGCACAGAAUGCUCCUGCCGUACCUGCGGGAACAGCUGCUGCAGAGGUGGCGAAGGCGAAGACAGCAGGCGGAGCAGCAACGGAAGCUCCAAAAGCAGCAGCACCUGCAGCACCAGCAGCGUCAACAGCAGCAGCAGCAGCAGCAGCAGCGGCAGCAGCGGCAGUAAAGGCAGCAACACUGGAGUCGCGCUCGAAACCCGCAUCACCUCCAACAGCCGAUGCGGCGAAGACAACACAAGUCACAAAAACAACGCCUCUACCCACAGCAGCAACAGUAGCAGCACCAUCAGCAGCAACAGCAGCACCAUCAGCAGCAGAUGCAGCAGCAGGAGCAGCAGCAGCUGUGGAGCCGCAGCCGAAGCGGCGUCGACGUGUUUCUAAGGUGAUACCAACAGUUCGUCGUCUUCUGCCAUCACGUGAUAGUCGAUUAGCAGCAACUCUACAGAAUCAAUUCGUUAUGGAGUGUGAGAGGCUUGGAUGGAGGGAGACUUCCUAUAGCAGCAGCAGUAACAGCAGCAGCAGCAGUAACAGCAGCAGCAGCAGCAAUAGCAGCACCAUCAGCAGCAAUAGUAGCACUAGUAGCAGGAAGAGCGGAAAAGAAGGUCCUGCUUCUGCAGCAAGCAGGGCACCGAGGGGACAUCCUGUGUCAGCACAGAGAGGUGUAUCAGCAGCUUCUCUCAAGGAGCAGCAGCAGAAGCAGCAGCAGCAGAAGCAGCAACAGCAGAAACAACAGCAGCAGAAGCAACAGCAGCAGAAGCAACAGCAGCAGAAACAGCAGCAGCAGAAGCAGCAGCAGCAGCAGCAGCAGCAAAAGAAGCCCAUCGCGAGGGCUUCAUCUUCUGAUGCAAGCAGCGCUGCAGCCACUGGUCGUCAUAAUCGCAGCGCUGCUACAAGUAAAACAACACAGCAGCAGCAGAAGCAGCAGCAGCAGCAGCAGCAGCAGAAGCAAUUGGCAGCAGCAAAGAAGCUAACAACAGACAGCAGGACAUCAUCAUCAGCAGCAGCAUAUGCAAGUCGCACUGCUGCUGCUGCUGCUGCUGCUGCUGCAGUUGAAGAAGCAAAGAACAUAAGAGAGAGGGAGCCACCACCAACAGACUGCGGGAGACCAAGACGGAGAGCAGCAGACAGAGCAGCAGCAGCAAUUCUUGCUGCUGCUGCCCCUCCUUCUGAAGGUUUUUUAGUAUUUGAUAUACCUAGGGAAGGGACAAAGGAGAGAGAGCAGCUACAGCAGCAGCUGCAGCUGCAGCAGCAGCUGCUGCAGCAGAGAAGACGAUAUGCAAAAGGGUCAGAGAAAACAGAUAGUAGAUCUUCCGAUCCGGGAUCGGGAUCGGGAUCGGGACCGGGAUCGGGUAUGGGGUCACCACAGGGACGAGUAUGUGGGGUAGAGAAGACGGAUACAGAAAUAAAGAUGAAUGAGGGAGAGAAGCAGACAGGAGGAGGAGAAGGACAAGGAAAAGAAAAAGAAAAUAAAGAAGAAGGAGAAGAAAAAGAAAAAGAAAAGAAUCCUCAUCAUCAUGAAGAAGUUCCCUCUACUUGUACAGAUUCAAAGGAAGAUUAUACAGCAGAAAUAAAAAAAGGAGAAACAAUAAAAAAAAUAAAUAAUAAUAAUAAUAAUAAUAGUAAUAAUACAGAAGAAAAUAAUAAUAAUAAUAAAGAGGAAGAAAAAGAAGAAGAAAAAAAAGAAAAGGAGGAGGAAGAAGAAGCUGUACGUACAGCUGAAGAAUUACGAGUAGUAGAGGAAGAAUUUAACGAAGAAAUAAAAAAGAAAAGAAGAAGAGAAAGCGACGUAGAGGAUAUAAGAGUAGAGGUUGAAUCUCCUUAA
This is a messenger RNA of Eimeria maxima, 2487 nucleotides long. RefSeq lists its product as hypothetical. NCBI's taxonomy places the organism in Eukaryota, Apicomplexa, Conoidasida, Eucoccidiorida, Eimeriidae. The record is from RefSeq and is a predicted model, not a curated record. The coding region runs from base 1 to 2487 and encodes 828 amino acids. The transcript has 3 exons.